AGUUUUAAAGUGAUAUUUUGAAGAAAAUGACCAUGCUGUCUACAGUUGGCGUUCCAAUUCUGUUAAUGUUUUAUUUGUCAUGUGUAGACGGAUUAACCUGUCUGUCGUGCAAUAGUGUUGCUGAUAUCAAUGACUGUCUGCAGACUCUCGCAACAUGUCAAAAUAGUAACGAGGAGUGUUAUCUUGACAAAACAAUUCUUCCGUCUCUCCAAGCUGUGUUUUCUGCCGGUUGCAGAUCUAAAAAGGUUUGCGAUUUAUUUGCUGCCGCAACAGGGAAAAGAGAAGUGUCAAGAUCAAAGAGAACAAAUGUUGCCUGCGCUCAGUGCUGUACGACAAGCUCAAAUAAUUCAACAGGAAUACCGUGUAAUGGCUAUCUGUGUAACCAAAAACCAAAAACUGUUGGACAUACUUGUGGUGUAUGCGAAAGAAUUGAGGACCCAACAACGUGUUCCAUUAUAAAAGACUGUCCACCAAAUGAAGUUUGCGCCUCAGAAUUAAUUUUUGCCAAUGGUAAACUUUUGAACAGACUUGGAUGUGAGAGAAAAGAAGUAUGCGAUCUCACCCUGAAAGGUUACAAGAAGUCAAAUCCUGGAAAAUAUAUUGGUCCUAACCGUAAAAGAGUAGAUGGGGAAAUAGUAAUUUGUUCUUCGUGUUGCGAUACACGUACCUGUAAUAUGGCAAAUUGUAAAUCAUUAAUUAACAAACAGCCAUGCUACAAUACAACAGUAUGUGGUUGAAUAACAGCGUCACUCUACACAUUUUACCAAAAUGUUCAUCAAUUUUCUCAAAUAAAGCAAUUUUACAUGAACACAUAUAAUUUAUAGGUAUACCACACAAAACAAAAAUUGAAAUCAAAUUUCAGUUUGUAUUACUUUUAUAAGGGGGAUUAGUUUCUAGCAUUUAUUGUAUAAUUGCAAUGAAAUACUAUAAUCCUUAAGCUAAAGAAUUGUUUUUCUUUUCGACGUUAUUAAAUCUUGCUCUAAU
Messenger RNA from Mytilus californianus (California mussel), 984 nucleotides. RefSeq lists its product as uncharacterized. Bases 27 to 737 code for a protein of 236 amino acids. The transcript has 9 exons. The record is from RefSeq and is a predicted model, not a curated record. NCBI's taxonomy places the organism in Eukaryota, Metazoa, Mollusca, Bivalvia, Mytilida, Mytilidae.